Molecule: messenger RNA, 471 nt
Organism: Vicia villosa (hairy vetch)
Lineage: Eukaryota; Viridiplantae; Streptophyta; Magnoliopsida; Fabales; Fabaceae
Exons: 3
Coding region: 1-471 (156 amino acids)
Source: RefSeq, a predicted model, not a curated record
AUGGUGCAUCCGGACAAUAUUGCCGGGGAAGAGUCCAAUAAUGAAAGUAGUAGAAGGAAAGCCUUUGUUGUGUUGAGUUGCGAGAGGGGUGGGAAGAUUGAUGGAUUGUUGUGUAUUAGCGUCAUAUGUGGAAUUCAUAAUUAUGCAUUGGAAACUAAUAUACACGGGCAUCCAAGUGCGUGUCGGUUGUCUUGCGAAGAGAAGGAUGUUGUUUCUGAAUUAUCGACAAUCAAAGUUGCACCGAGAAACAUACUUGCAGAUUUGAAGAAAAAACCGGAUAGUGUUUCAAAUAUCAAGCAAGUAUACAAUGAACGGUACAAUCUUAAAGUCAUGAAAAUGGGGCCGAGGUCGGAAAUGCGACACCUUUUGAAACUUUUGGGUGAUAACCAAUACGUUUCAAGCUUCAGAACUUGUGAGGACAAAGUUACGGUGCGUGACAUAUUUUGGACUCAUCCUGAUGAUCUACAAUGA